AGCAUCUUCAUAUUCUCUAGUAUCAGUCAACAUAUAUAUAAUUAACCAAACCAAGAGACACUCGAUCAACCUGAAGAAUAGAUAUUGAGAUUAAUGGCGACACAACAACCAGAAUUUGAGCAUCCUAAGAAGGCAUUCGGAUGGGCAGCUAGAGACACUUCCGGUCUUCUCUCCCCUUUCAAUUUCUCCAGAAGGGAAACAGGGGAGAAGGACGUGGCAUUCAAAGUGUUGUAUUGUGGGAUAUGCCACUCGGACCUCCACAUCGUGGAGAAUGAUUUUGGCAUGUCCACUUAUCCACUAGUUCCAGGGCAUGAGAUUGUUGGUGUGGUGACAGAGGUGGGAAGCAGAGUUCACAAGUUCAAAGUUGGGGACAAAGUGGGUGUGGGAUGCUUGAUUGAUUCAUGCCACUCAUGUCAAAACUGUGUUGAAAAUCUUGAGAAUUAUUGCCCACAACUUAUUCUUUCUCAAGGUGGUGCCAAACAUAAAGACGGUACCACCACAUAUGGAGGCUACUCUGAUUCAAUGAUUGCCGAUGAGCACUUUGUGAUUGGCAUUCCUGAUGAAUUCCCUCUUGAUGCUGCUGCACCACUCCUCUGUGCUGGAAUCACAGUGUAUAGCCCUUUGAAAUAUUUUGGACUUGACAAACCUGGUCUUCAUAUAGGUGUGGUUGGUCUUGGUGGAUUAGGCCAUUUGGCUGUCAAGUUUGCCAAAGCUUUUGGGGCUAAUGUCACAGUAAUCAGUACAUCACCUAAUAAACAGAAAGAAGCACUUGAGAAUUUGGGAGUUGAUUCAUUUCUGAUUAGCCAUGACCAAGAUCAGCUGCAGGCUGCAAUUGGCACUUUGGAUGGCAUUAUUGACACAGUUUCUGCAAGUCAUUCUCUGUUACCUCUGAUUGGUUUACUGAAAUCGCAUGGAAAACUUAUAAUGGUUGGUUUACCAGACAAGACUCUGGAGCUUCCAUUGAUUCCUUUAAUUAAGGGGAGAAAGAUAAUAGCUGGGAGUAUGAUUGGAGGAAUAAAGGAGACACAAGAAAUGAUGGAGUUUGCUGCAGAACACAAUGUAAAACCUGACAUUGAGGUCAUACCAAUUGAUUAUGUCAACAAAGCUAUGGAGCGCCUCCACAAAGCAGAUGUGAAAUAUCGUUUUGUGAUUGACAUUGGAAACUCGCUAAAGCCAAGCUUUUAAAUUUGACAGAUGUUUUUUUUUCUUCUUAAACAUAGAAUAAAGGCUUUUGGCUGUGGUUAUGGUCUGCAGUUGAAAAUGAUUGGGAUUCUAAUUGUGUUGUUUAUAUAGGUUAUUGGACUGAGGAUAGGUGAUUCUCUAGUUAUCUUGGCCUUUGUUUAUCAAUAAAUUUUGUUUGCUUA
This is a messenger RNA of Lotus japonicus, 1364 nucleotides long. Its product is annotated as probable mannitol dehydrogenase. Gene Ontology annotation, biological process: lignin biosynthetic process. Lineage: Eukaryota; Viridiplantae; Streptophyta; Magnoliopsida; Fabales; Fabaceae. Gene Ontology annotation, molecular function: zinc ion binding; cinnamyl-alcohol dehydrogenase activity. The coding region runs from base 94 to 1185 and encodes 363 amino acids. The transcript is spliced from 5 exons. The record is from RefSeq and is a predicted model, not a curated record.